AGGUGGCGACAACACCAACUGCUAUCCAGUCUGUUAAUCAACAAACGAAGAAGAAAUCGAGCCAAUCAGAGGAGAGAAGAAGAGAGUUUUGCCCUGACAUGUUCUGAACUGACACGUGCUGCCUCGAAACAGAAAUGACCCCCAAACCUCCUGACAAUGGCGGAGCGGUCGAAGAGGACGAGAGGCAGCUCUAAGGGGCUUCUCAACAACUACAGGUACCUGUGUAAGAGAUCCAUGAUGCUGCACGCUUUGGAGAGCGCCAGAGCCACGAGGAAACAUCAGCAGAGGAUCAUCAGCGCCAACAUCAAGAGGAAAACAUCGGACAAACUCACAGAACCAGCGGACACAAAUAAAGUGGUCAAAAGAACUAAACCAAGCGAGCACAGUCACAUGACUGCUGCGUCAGAUUCUGGACUCUCUGAGCCGAAAGCUUCUGAUCGGACCGGGUUAGUCGCAGCGUUCAGAGACAGCUGGGAGGUGGACAGCGGGUUCUCCUCCGAGGCGAGUCCUCCAGCCAGCGGGAGGAGCUCGCCGUGUCUGAGCUCGUGCUCGACCUCGGUGGUGGCGUUGGACUGUGAGAUGGUGGGGACGGGGCCCGGCGGGCGCUGCAGUGAGCUGGCACGCUGCAGCAUCCUGGACUAUCACGGGAACGUAUUGUACGAUAAGUACGUCCUGCCGAGUCGGCCCGUCACGGACUACAGGACUCGCUGGAGCGGCAUCCAGAGGCAUCACCUGUUCAAAGCAACGCCGUUCACUCAGGCCAGGGACGAGAUCCUCAGGAUCCUCGAGGGCAAAGUGGUCGUCGGCCACUCCAUCUACCACGACUUCGAGGCUCUGGACUUUCUCCAUCCUGCCCACAUGGUCAGAGACACCAUCACCACGCGUCUCCUCAGCAGGAUGGCCGGUUUCCCUCGUGAACGCUGCGCCUCCCUCCGAAUCUUAGCAGGCAAACUGCUGGACAGGAAGAUACAGGUGGGGAGGCGAGGUCACUGCUCGGUGGAGGACGCUCGAGCCGCCCUCGACCUCUACAAGCUGGUGGAGGGAGAGUGGGAGCGGGAGCUGCAGGAGAGAAUGCGGGACGACGCCAACGCUCCACGAGCGCCGAGCUUCGCCGCCUCGAACCACUACAUGCAGGACGAGUACUGGCCCGAUGACGUCACGGCUGACGGCCAAUGAGAGGAGAGCGGAGCCCUGUGACGAGCAGCUCUUAAUAAUGUUAAUAAAUGACAUGGACAGUACGAUGAAUUUGGAUUUAAAGGGCACUAAAGAGAGGAACGUGAUCGUAUCUGCAGCGUUUCACUUUCACAAUAAAUAAACACUCAUUAACUUAUUGAUUAGAAACAUGUUAAACAUGGUUGGAGUGCAUUUCAGCUUUUUGGCUGUUGCUUAAAGAGUCUUUGAUUCACUUGAUCAUGUUGAUCGUGUGAGGGUGCUGGAGGUUCAUUUCUGAAGAUCUGCACAGUUUGGAGUUCUGUUUCUUCUCUUCCUUAAAGAGAAUCUACUCGUGUUAACCCGACAGGAACACUGAUUUAAGGCUGCUACUUUAGAAAUAAGCAGAUUUUUGGUGUUUUUAAAAUGUCUGUUUAUAUCACAUGAAAUGCAAAAAGAUAUUUAAAGUAUCUUCAGAAGCAGAAGACAUAACACUUUGAAAUGUUUUCUGAAAUACACUUGAGACAAAUGUAAACUGUUGAAGUUUCACUUCAUGUGUGUGAUGGACUGUGAUGGUUGUAACUCAUUACCUCUCAUUGUAAGGUUCUCAUAAAUGUCCAAUUAAAAGUAUUAUGUAAGAAAUCAA
Messenger RNA from Notolabrus celidotus (New Zealand spotty), 1795 nucleotides. It is a transcript of the gene isg20, whose product is annotated as interferon stimulated exonuclease gene. Gene Ontology annotation, molecular function: nucleic acid binding; 3'-5'-RNA exonuclease activity. The record is from RefSeq and is a predicted model, not a curated record. NCBI's taxonomy places the organism in Eukaryota, Metazoa, Chordata, Actinopteri, Labriformes, Labridae. Bases 157 to 1176 code for a protein of 339 amino acids. The transcript has 4 exons. Gene Ontology annotation, cellular component: nucleus.